AUGCAGGCAGCCCAAGAACAAAUACUUGAAGAUACUACCGAAGAACUCCGUGAUGGCCUCAGGGAGAUCCAAGAGAAUCCCUUUGUUCCUAGCGAAUCAGCUGAUUGGGUUGAUGACCCGGCCAUGGCUCAAUUCCCGCUCUUUCAGGAUGAAGGCCUUAGUUAUGAGCAGCUAGUGAGUGUAGUCAAUUCGUUGCUGCCCAGAAAGCGCACAAAAGGCUUGACUUGGGGCGACCAGAUGACAAAACUGUACACUUCAUGGACAGAACAGCUCCCUGUUCUUGCGAACUUCUAUCUCCAUUUCAAGACAGAGAAUCCACACUCAACGCCAGCUCAUUAUCCCACUCCUGGAGAUGACAUUGGGUAUAUUCGUAUUUGCUGCCUUGACAUAUUUGGUGAGUUGCGCUAA
Cantharellus anzutake is the source of this 408-nucleotide messenger RNA. RefSeq lists its product as uncharacterized. The record is from RefSeq and is a predicted model, not a curated record. NCBI's taxonomy places the organism in Eukaryota, Fungi, Basidiomycota, Agaricomycetes, Cantharellales, Hydnaceae. The coding region runs from base 1 to 408 and encodes 135 amino acids. The transcript has 3 exons.